AUGACUCUUCAGGAGCUGGUGAAUCAGGCAGCUCGUCUGUACUCUGAUAGAAAAGCAGUUUGGUUUGAUGAAUGCAAUGACAAACCUCCAACUUUCUACACAUAUGCGACGGUGGUUAAGCUUGCCAUGGAAUUAACAGCUUUCCUUCAAAAGCACUGUAAUCAGCAAGGAAAAUGUGAAAUAGGCCUUUACUGCUAUCCAGGAAUUAACUUACCAUCUUGGAUCAUAGGAAUCCUUCAGGUUCCAGCUGCCUAUUCUCCUAUUGAUCCAGAUGCACCACCAAUGUUAUCCACUUAUUUCAUGAAGAAAAGCAAUCUCCAAUAUGUUCUUGUUGAGAAUGACAAAAUAAAUAAAUUCCAGAUGUCCCAUGUUGGUUGGUUUUACCACAGUUCUUCCACAAUAAAACAUCUUGGGGUAACUCUCUUCCAAGUGAGCUCAAGCAACACUGAUUUAAAUUCACAAGUAGAUGACGUGAAAAGUAAAUAUGAACCUUUCAAAGCUACGAGUAACUCACAGCCAGGAUAUACUGUUUGCCCAGAUCAAACCAAAGUAGAAACAUCAGAAGGAAGAUACACGGACAUUGGCCAGAAAUACUCUUUAGCAUACAUCUUGCAUACAUCAGGAACUACAGGGAUCCCCAAAAUAGUCAGAGUGCCUCAUAAAUGUAUAGUGCCAAAUAUUCAGCAUCUUAAAUCCAUAUUUGAGAUCACACAGGAUGAUAUGCUAUUCCUGGCUUCUCCUCUAACAUUUGACCCAUCUGUGGUUGAACUGUUCAUUGCUCUGACAAGCGGAGCCUCUAUCCUUGUAGUACCAAACACUAUUAAAAUGAUGCCUGUGGAGCUGUCUGCUGCUCUAUUUCACCAUCACCAUGUGACAGUGUUGCAGGCAACACCAACACUUCUCAGAAGGUUUGGAGCUCACAUUAUUAAAUCAACAGUGUUGUCUGCAAAUACUUCACUCCGUGUCUUAGCCCUUGGCGGUGAAGCAUUUCCUGUACUGAAUCUCUUGAAAAGUUGGAAGCACAAGGAGAACAAAACAAGUAUUUUUAAUCUGUAUGGUAUUACCGAAGUGUCAAGUUGGGCCACGUGCUACAAGAUUCCUGAAGAGGUUUUUAGUCCUGAUUUUAGAACGGACUUCCCUAUACCUUUGGGAUCACCGCUCCUAGGAACAAAAGUUGAGGUCAGAGAUACCAGCGGUUCGGCAAUUCUGGAAGGCGAGGGACAAAUAUUUAUAGGUGGUGAAGAACGAAUCUGCUUUCUUGAUGAUGAAAUAAAUGUACCCCUGGGCACAAUGAGAGAAACAGGGGAUUUUGUAAAAGUACAGAAUGCAAAGUUGUUCUUCUUGGGUCGGAAAGACAAUCAGAUUAAACGUCAUGGCAAACGUUUUAAUAUUGAGUGUUUGCAGCAGGCUGCUGAAGAUCUUUGUCAGGUAGAAGCCUGUGCAGUGACCUGGUAUCAGCAUGAAAAGCUUGUCCUGUUUGUUGUACCCAAAGAUGAUUUAAAAAAGAAAGAAACACUUAAAGAACUCCAGAAACAUCUACCAGCUCAUGCAGUCCCUGAUGAGCUUGUACUGAUUAAAGCUUUGCCUUUGACAACACAUGGCAAAGUUGAUAUAUCUGAACUGAACAAGAUUUACCAGAACCAUCUAAACUCCAGAAGGCGUGACAGUAAGCUGAGUGGCGCAGAGGAAUUGUGGGAAAGAUUGCAGUAUUUAUGGAAGUCUGUUCUGGGUCUCCUCGGUGAUUCCACCAGAAUUUCUAAAGAUGCGGUAUUUCUGUACAGUGGUGGAGACUCCUUAAAGGCUCUACAAUUUUAUGAUGAAAUUGAGAUGCUAGUAGGCAAAGCUGUGCCUGGACUUCUUGAAGUUAUUCUCAGCUGCUCGAUUGAAGAGGUUUAUAGACAUAUUCGUAAAAUUCUGUUUCCAGAUGAAGACCAAUUAAUGAAUUAUGACAAUAUUGUGAAAAGAAAAUUAAGUGGGAACAGUGGAGAGGAGUUUCAUGGAAAAUAUAUUAAACUGAAAUCUGAAAGAGAUCUUGAGGUUGCUUCAGUGUUAACUUCAUUUAUUGCACUAAGCAGAGGAAAUCAUCUUUUUUCUGUGAAUUUCACCAAGUCUUUUAUGCAGCCCAGUAAUACAGUACAGGUAGGAGUGGAAAUGCUGCAGCAACCGUCCUUUCUGCAUUUACUCACUCCAAGUGUAACAAAAAGCCAUGCGCAAGGAUGUGAAAUGGAGAACAGAACUUUAACAGUUACGAACAAGGCAAAUAAAACAGACUGUUGCUCUGUCCAGCAAGUCCAUGCAGAAUGUAGUCACGUAACAAUGGCAGAGUUGGCAUUAUGCAUAAGAUGGAAGUCAAAUACAAGAAAAUGUGUUGAUGCAUCACCACUGGUUAUAAUACCAUCUAAAGAAGAAGCAUCUGCAUCUGUAUAUGUCGGCUCUCACUCUCAUGCAAUGCAAGCAAUUGAUCUAGAUUUGGGAGAAAUAAAAUGGGAGAAGAACCUUGGAGGUCGUAUUGAAUCUUCUGCCUGCGUAUCUAAGUGUGGAAAUUUCAUUAUUGUUGGUUGUUAUGAUGGUUUAGUGUAUGUGCUUCAAAGCAAUGAUGGAGAAAUACACUGGACUUUUGUUACAGAAGAUACUGUGAAGAGCUCUGCAGUUGUAGACCCUUCCAGUGGACUAGUCUACGUAGGAUCACAUGACCAACAUGUGUAUGCUUUGGAUAUUUAUAAAAGGGCAUGUAUAUGGAAGUUACAUUGUGAAGGUGGAGCUGUGUUCUCAUCUCCUUGUCUAAGUUCUUUUCCACAUCAUCUUUAUGUUGCUACACUAGGAGGACUAUUAUUGGCUGUAAACCCAGUGAUGGGGAAUAAGAUUUGGAAAAGCUUCCUGGGAAAACCACUAUUCUCCUCUCCUCACUGCAAUGAGAAAUACAUUUGCGUUGGGUGUGUGGAUGGAAACGUAUAUUGUUACACUCAUUCUGGAGAAAAGGUUUGGCAGUUUUCCACUAAUGGACCAGUGUUUUCAUCUCCAUGCAUCUCAAGUUUAACUAAGCAAGAAGUAUUUUUUGGCUCCCAUGAUUGCUUUAUCUACUGUUGUAACAUGGAGGGUAAUUUACUGUGGAAAUUUGAAGCCACUUCAAGUGUGUAUGGAACACCAUUUGUUUUCCAAAGUGAUGACUUAAAGAACAGAAUUCUUUUGGCAGCAGUAUCUACAGAUGGCAAAGUGUGGAUCCUGAAUGCCAAGAGUGGAACAGCAGAAGGAACAGAUAAGCUUCCAGGAGAGGUUUUCUCUUCCCCCGUAGUAUGGGGAACAAAGCUUGUUGUUGGCUGUAGAAAUGAUUAUGUUUAUUGCCUAGAUUUGUAUAUAACAGGAAAAAAAGAACAGCUAAGAUGUUAG
Molecule: messenger RNA, 3387 nt
Organism: Balearica regulorum gibbericeps (East African grey crowned-crane)
Lineage: Eukaryota; Metazoa; Chordata; Aves; Gruiformes; Gruidae
Source: RefSeq, a predicted model, not a curated record